Messenger RNA from Uncinocarpus reesii 1704, 1170 nucleotides. RefSeq lists its product as uncharacterized. The record is from RefSeq and is a predicted model, not a curated record. NCBI's taxonomy places the organism in Eukaryota, Fungi, Ascomycota, Eurotiomycetes, Onygenales, Onygenaceae. The transcript has 3 exons. Bases 1 to 1170 code for a protein of 389 amino acids.
AUGCCAUGGACGCCCAUCUUGCUGAACCGCAAUCUCCGCCGGACCUGGGGAUCCCGCCGGGGUCAACCACAGUCGGCGUCAGGCACUCGUAUGACGGCCAAGGCAGAAGAUCUCCUAACUCCACAGAUAGACGGGCACACAAAGCUGAGCGUGCCGUCAUUUUCAUUCCUCGUGGAACAUCCGUCGGGCAGGACUGUGGUGUUUGAUCUUGGUCUCCGUAAGGACUUUGAUAGCCUUCCACCGGCCGUUCAGGCCUUUCUAAAGGACUGCGGCUGGAAGCUCGAGGUAACGAAAAACGUCUCUGAUAUCUUAGAAGACGGCGGAAUUCCCCUGAGUGGGAUCGAAGCCGUCAUAUGGAGCCAUCAUCAUUUCGACCAUGUUGGCGAUAUGACGGCCUUUCCACGCACGGCUGAUUUGGUCGUCGGCCCCAGUUUCAAGGAGCAUUACAUGCCGGCAUGGCCGACCGACCCGGGCUCUACUCUGGAUGAAUCGGCCUGGGACGGCCGCAAUGUGCGGGAAAUCUCCUUUGAUGAAGACUGCCCGAAAAUAGGCUCAUUCGACGCCUUUGAUUACUUUGGCGAUGGGAGCUACUACAUCCUCCAUUGUCCGGGCCACACCUUUGGGCACAUCGCUGCUCUGGCUCGCGUGACCGUGUCGAGUAGCGACUCUGCUGAGGAUACGUUUGUCCUGAUGGGAGGCGAUACCUGCCAUUUUGCAGGACAGUUCAGGCCGACACGAUACAAGCCUCUCCCGAGAGAGGUCGAGCCCAGUCCACUUCAACGCGUAUACCCUGAUGCUUGCCCGGGGGCGCUGUUUCGAGCAAUGCAUCCAACCCGCAGCGCCAGCACGCCGUUCUACGAAAUGCCCCGAUCAUGCGCAGUCGACGUCGAAGCCGCUCACCAGUCUAUUCGAUACCUACAACAAUUCGAUGCGGCAGUCAAUGUGCUCGUGGUCAUCGCGCAUGACGAGUCGUUGCUGGGAGAGAUAGAUUUCUUUCCCGACAGCAUCAAUCAAUGGAAAGCAAACGGCUGUGGUGAAAAAGCACGAUGGCAGUUUCUCCGCUGUUUUCGCACGAAUUCAUCGGCCCUGCAUUUGAAGAAAUCAUAUUCGUUCCAUUUCAAAGGCAAAGCGGAAUUUUACUCUGGUGAUAAGGACACAGGCCUGUAUUGA